AUGCCUAUCCUGUUAUUGUUAGCAUUUUCUAUCGCCGCUGACAUAAGCUUCGCAUACCGGGGACGCAUGAGUUUUUUCCUUUUUGUUACCAUUACUUCAUGGCUUCUUGUAAUCGCCUGGUUUGUGCUGUUCACCUUCAAUUUGCAGACAAAGAUCAACCUCAGCAUUAACUGGAAUAUUACGCUCCUGAUAUUUGCUGCUGUUGUCGCUUUUCUUUUGCUGAUCAGUUCGGCGUUGUUGGCUGAUGGUGUCAGGAAGUUUGAGUCAGUGCCCCUUGAUGACGUUUCUGCAAAUUCCAUCCCGGACCUGGUCCAGGACCGGAAACGGAACCUGGACUUAUUACGCGCUGCUGUGGCGUUUGGCUUCAUUGCCAUGUUUGUGUUCAUUGGAGAUGCUGUUGUGGAAUUCCUAAAAGUUACUGGAAAGACGCAAGUACAAAUCGCUUUAUAGACUUGGACCACCCUAAAGACGCUUGAUUUUCUCUUAUUUCCUCGAUUUAUUUCGUUAUCGAUACUGUCACAUCAGUAAACGCUGCCCGUCCAGAUGUAAAAGAAGUAACAAGAGUGAUUUUGGGAAGGUUUUCAAGGUACCGAGAUAGCCGUUUCUGGAUGUGUCUCAGAUCUUCAUUAUUCCUACUUAUGGUCCUUUAUUAUGGUACAGCUUUUAAGGUAAAACCUAUUAAAUAUUAGACCGCAACAAAGGUAGUGCCUUUUUUCGUAGCUGUUGUUUUGUCUCGUCAAGGAACAGGAGACCAAAUAAAAGCUCUUCAGGGAACACGAACAAACGUUCUGUGCGAAUGAACCAAAAAGUACGUUGUUAUCUAUUAUGUCAUAAGUCCGGCUUCAGCCCUACGAGUGUUUAGCAUCUAAUUUCUAACAUUAUAAGAAUUGCAUGGUUGGCAGUCAAGAGAAUGACAAGUUUGACCCGGGAGUUAAAGGGUUAAAUCAAACAUUAAGAUCACAGGAGUAAAGGGAAUGAUCACCAACUAAAGAAGCUCUUGAACAUGCAACUUUCUCCAGUCAGCUCAAAAGGAAUAAAGAACAGUAUGGAAAACAUGCAUACUGUUGUUAGCCAUGGUAAUAAGUGUCAAAAGAGAAAAGAAAGGAGGGAAA
Pocillopora damicornis (cauliflower coral) is the source of this 1112-nucleotide messenger RNA. RefSeq lists its product as uncharacterized. Gene Ontology annotation, cellular component: membrane. The record is from RefSeq and is a predicted model, not a curated record. NCBI's taxonomy places the organism in Eukaryota, Metazoa, Cnidaria, Anthozoa, Scleractinia, Pocilloporidae.